Molecule: messenger RNA, 2393 nt
Organism: Carya illinoinensis
Lineage: Eukaryota; Viridiplantae; Streptophyta; Magnoliopsida; Fagales; Juglandaceae
Product: U-box domain-containing protein 5-like
Exons: 4
Coding region: 46-2118 (690 amino acids)
Biological process (GO): protein ubiquitination
Cellular component (GO): nucleus; cytoplasm
Molecular function (GO): protein binding; ubiquitin-protein transferase activity
Source: RefSeq, a predicted model, not a curated record
GCUCAAUUUACGCAAAUGGAUUGAUCUUGUCAAUUUGCAGAUUGGAUGGAGAACAACAGUCCUGAAGUCGUUGAGCUUCGAUAUUAUUGUACAAUUAAGGUUCAUCGUUUAAUGUGUUUAGAACUCAAGAAAUUCAUUGGCAGAACCUCGGAAAUAUUACCAGCCAUUGAGUCUGCCCCGCCACGAUGCACAUUGGGAAUACAGGCACUGUGCACAUUAAAAAUUGCAAUGGAUAAAGCAAAAUUACUUAUACAGCACUGCUCAGAGUCUAGUAAACUCUACCUGAUAUCUGGAAUUGCCCGUGAUCUUAAGCGCACAAAGUUUCCCCUUGCACCUGCUGAAGAAGAGGCUGGGAAGGUUAUAUUAGGACUACUUCGACAAGCAAUUCCUGUGUCCAAUUCUGUAAAUGAUUUAGAACUCGAGGCUGUUCAACUUGCAGCUUCGACACUAAAAAUUACAUUCCCUUCUGCAGUUUUGAUAGAGAAAAGAUCUAUUAAGCGUUUGCUUGAUAAAGCCACUGACACAGACCCUAAGAAAAAAAUCUUGAAGUGGUUGUUCUAUCUUUUGAGGAAAUAUGGAGAAAUAAUUGGACGAAACCAGGAUGAUGACAGCCAUAUGCAGCGUGAUGAGACUCGAGCCAAUGACUUUGGUACACCCGAACCUCCCAAGGAGUUCAAAUGUCCCAUCUCUAUGCAGGUGAUGCAUGAUCCAAUGAUUAUUGCUUCUGGGAUGACGUUUGAACGAUUUUGGAUGGAGCAGUGGUUUAAUGAGGGUAACCAGACAUGCCCUAUAACUCAUAUGAAGCUUGACAACUUGUUCAUGGCUCCAAACUCUAUUCUGAAAGAACUCAUUGACGCUUGGUCUUCCCAGCAGGGGAUUACUAUUCCUGACCCAUAUUUAGAACCAAACAUUUCCUCUCUUUUCUCCCAGGAUUCUUCUGUUUCCAGUUCCAUUGCCAGCUUUCCUAGUUCUGUGAAUAACUUGAACCUUCAUCUUAGUGCUGUGUCCAUACGCUCUUCAGGGACUGAUGAUGUUUCAGAAAUUUUAGAUGAUUUUAGUGAAAGCAGAUUAAGUUGUAGGCAUGGACAGAAGAAUGCAGUUUCUGAAAAACUUAACCACCCUAUAGAGACCUAUGGAAACAUGUUGGCUUCUCUUUCCAGACUUGCUGCACUUUCAUGGGGAUCACAGUGCAAGACAGUUAGAGAUGUGAACAAAACACUUCAGGAAAAUAAACACGCAUGUCAUACUUCAAUUUCCAACAGUUGUGUCGAACCUUUGAUUGCUUUUUUGAAGGAUGCACAUGAAUUAACUGAUGUAAAAGAACAGAGAGAUGGAGCAGAGGUGCUGUUGGCGAUUUUGCGAAAUAACAGCAGUGAAAUGCUACUGUUUGAUAAAGAUGGGAUUUACAUGUUGGCAUCGUAUAUUGAAACUGAAAUCACUGGAGAAGUCCUUAGUAUCAUAGAGGUUUUGUCUUCCCAACCUGAAUACAAGUCUAUGAUAGUGGCAUCUGGUGUUCUUCCUUCCAUUCUUAAAGUCCUCAAUACCAAGACUAUGGACUUUCAUAGUAUUGCAAUGAAGAUACUGUGUAAUUUGUCCUGCAAUUGUGAUAUUGGAUACCAUAUGGUGUAUUUGGACUGCAUUCCAAAGCUGAUUCAGUUAUUGGGUGAUCCAGAUCUGGCCUGGUUUUGCAUUGAGAUCAUUAGGAACCUAUGCAGUAUAGAGGAGGUUAGGAUUGCAGUAGCUGAAACCAGCUCAUGCAUCAGUAACAUUUCCCAAAUACUCGAAACUGGAACAAAGGAGGAACAAGAACAUGCUGCAGGUGUUCUUCUUUUUGUAUGUCGUGAGCAUGCUGAUUUCUGUCAACUGGUCAUGAGAGACACCAUCUUACAAUCUUUAGUUGAUUUGUCUCUCAAUGGGAAUUCCAGAGGUCAAAUAAUUGCCUCUGAAUUGCUCCACCUCUUGGAACAUGUCAAAGAUGAUCCCGCGGAGUGUUCAAUUCCUGAAACUGAUCUGGCCCUGCUCGACAUCUCAAGCUCCUCCAGUAGCCAGUAUGAAGAUAAGAAACUGCCUUUCAGGGCUUUUCGGUUCUUCAGAAAGAUUUUAUCACUAUAUUUGUAACGCCUUGUACCCAGGAAGGGUCGAAAAGUUAGCCCCUAUUACUGUAAGGUCCUUGAUAGAACCUACUGCAACCCAACACAAGAACGCACGCAGGAAGAAACUACAAUCACCCACAGAAAGUAAAACACUCAAUAAUGUAUGAACAAGAUUCCAUUGCAAAUCUUGUAGAGAAUCUUCGAGGGAUCUUCAACCUCCAUCCUGCCAAAAUGUUCAAGAACCAUGCAUGGUCACUUAUGCUUUUAUAUAUUUGCAGAAGUGAAGUAAGAAAUAUCAAA